AACAUACAUCACAAUUCACACAGCAGUUGAGCUCAACGAGACAACAACUCCUUUCCGGCGAGGUAAGUAGCAAAAUGGUGUCCGGAUCGGGAAUCUGCGCUCGGAGAGUGGUGGUGGACGCAAGGCACCACAUGUUGGGACGUCUGGCAUCCAUCUUGGCCAAGGAGCUGCUCAAUGGACAGCGUGUGGUGGUGGUCCGCUGCGAAGAAAUCUGCCUCUCCGGCGGCCUUGUCCGUCAGAAAAUGAAGUACCACCGCUUCCUCCGCAAGCGCAUGAACACCAAGCCCUCACACGGUCCCAUCCAUUUCCGUGCACCAUCUAAGAUUCUCUGGCGCACCAUCCGAGGAAUGAUUCCGCACAAGACUAAGAGAGGAGCUGCCGCUCUGGCUCGAUUGAAGGUCUACGAGGGUGUUCCUCCGCCGUAUGAUAAGGUUAAGCGAAUGGUUAUACCUGAUGCCCUUAAGGUUUUGAGGCUCCAGGCUGGGCAUAAGUACUGCUUGCUGGGUAAGCUUUCCUCUGAGGUCGGCUGGAACCACUAUGACACCAUCAAGGUUCUAGAGAAUAAGAGGAAGGAGAGGGCCCAAGGAACAUAUGAGAGGAAGAAGCAAUUGACAAAGCUUAGGAUCAAAGCUGAGAAGGCUGCAGAGGAGAAACUUGGUUCCCAACUUGACAUCCAUCCUUACCUCGGUUAAGUACUAAAUAAGGAUCAUGGAAUGUUUUAGCAGAUAAUAUAUUUGAGCAGAGAUAUUGUUGUGUUUGUAUUGCAAUUUUUUGGUUACCUACAACGAAUUAUUUGUUUGCAGUUGUUUUUCA
Molecule: messenger RNA, 813 nt
Organism: Ipomoea nil (Japanese morning glory)
Lineage: Eukaryota; Viridiplantae; Streptophyta; Magnoliopsida; Solanales; Convolvulaceae
Product: 60S ribosomal protein L13a-2
Exons: 4
Coding region: 75-692 (205 amino acids)
Biological process (GO): negative regulation of translation; translation
Cellular component (GO): ribosome; cytosolic large ribosomal subunit
Molecular function (GO): structural constituent of ribosome; mRNA binding
Source: RefSeq, a predicted model, not a curated record